Messenger RNA from Funneliformis mosseae, 2382 nucleotides. The record is from the annotation of a GenBank genome assembly. NCBI's taxonomy places the organism in Eukaryota, Fungi, Glomeromycota, Glomeromycetes, Glomerales, Glomeraceae.
AUGGAGGAUUUACAAGGAUUAUUAAAUCCUAUGCUUUACGUUACGUUACUUCAAAAUAAAACAUAUCCGGGAACUGAGGAGCUUGGGCAUCCAUGCUAUUAUAUAUCUACUCCUCGUCCCGAAGACAAUAUUACGGUCGGCGGUAAAUUGAUUACUUGGGAUUGUGCAGCCGGGAAUUAUUGUAUAGGACCCGGAAAUUCGAUACCCUGUACUGCUGGCUUUCUUUGCCCGGCGAACACAGCUCAACCUGUGUAUUGUUGUGCCGGUUAUUAUUGUAGUGAAAAUGGUAGCGAAUUAUCCCUUUGUCCAGAAGGCCAUUUUUGUGAAAUUGGUAGCAUUCAACCAUCACCUUGUCACAAACUAGCAAGUUGUCCACCAGGAUCAAGUGCUCUCAGUAGUUAUCGUGUAGUUUUGAUAUUAUUGAUAUUACUUGGGGGUUUUUUAUUAUUAUUCCAAGUAAAAAGGAAAAUUGAUACAAUAAAAAUUGCAAAAUAUAAAAAAUUAUUCAAUGAUCAUAAACUGCAAUCCGAAAUGAAACUUGAACCUGUUUCAAGGACCUUUGAUAUCGAAUUUACAAAUCUUGGAUUGAUAUUACCGAGUGGUAUCGAAAUCGUGAAGGGAGUGUCUGGAAAAUUAAGUAAACACAGGACUUGCGCAAUCAUGGGUCCUUCAGGCGCUGGUAAAACUACUUUUGUUUCUUUAUUAACUGGAAAGGUUAAGAAAACUAGUGGCACAGUUAAAGUUAAUGGAGUGGAAGAACCAUUAGAAAAAUAUCGCAAAUUAAUAGGCUAUGUCCCUCAAGAAGAUGUUAUGCUUCGUGAAUUAACCGUGCGCGAAAUAUUGGUGAACAGAGGUAUCUCGGGAGGUCAGCGUAAGCGUGUAAAUAUUGGGAUGGAACUUGUCGCUGAACCAUCAAUUCUUUUCUUGGAUGAACCAACUUCGGGUCUAGAUUCUACGACUUCAUUUGAAUUGUGCACGCUCUUAAAGAAUAUCGCUCAUCAACAAGGUCUUACUAUUGCGGCCAUUAUACAUAGUCCUUCAGAUCAAGCCUUUCGACAGUUUGAUGAUUUUCUGCUACUUAGUAAAGGAGGAAGGGUCAUUUAUUCCGGAGAAAGAGAUAAGGCAUUAAAUUAUUUUGAAAAUUUAGGUUUUGUUUGUCCUCCGGAUGAAAGCCCUCCUGAUUUUAUGUUGAAGAUUGCUUCUGAAAAAGUUCAACCCGUUAAUCGUAAAUUUUCAACAAGCGAUCUACCCAAUGUUUGGAAUAAUUACAGUUCAGGGCAAAUAAAUGAUCCUACGUUAAAUUUACCCGGAUCUCAUAUUACAAUAGAAGUUCAUUGUGAAAAGUCUUCAGUAAAAAUUAUACAAAAAUUUAAAAAUUUUCUUUCAAAUUAUCUUACGAUAUUUUUACAACUAUUUAGAGACGUAAUAGAUUAUUUUAAUGACGUAAUGACAGAAUUUUCAUCAUUCUUGAGAACAACAUUCUUUUUUUGGGAACGUGAUCCUAUUCGCGAAACUCCAAAUGGGUUUACAUCAUAUGUACUUUUAUUUAAACGGGCAUGUUUACAACUUUAUCGAAAUAGAGGACAAUUUUUUUUUGAUACGUCAUUACAUAUUGCAUGCGGAACCUUCGUUUCUUUGACUGCCAGUAAUGUUAAUUAUGUUGGGAGACCACCAAGAGAACUUUGCAUUGUAACACCUUAUGCCGUAAUUCCUUACUGUCUACUUUCAUUGGAUCUUGUACAGACUUGCUCCGUCUUUUUCGCGCUUGGAUCAACCUUUUCGGGCAUUACCGCCUGUACAACAUUUGGAUACGAAAAGGUCGUAUAUUGGCGUGAAACGUCAGCUGGCAUGAAGUCUUUACCGUAUUUUCUCGCAAAAUUUACUGCGGAUAUUCCUCGUAUAAUUAAUGCUUCUACAAUGUUUUCAAUGGCUUUUAUCGUUUUUUAUUCAUAUCAAGCAUUAUUUGUAGAGAUUUAUGUAAUCGCUUUACUAAGUUAUUCAUGCGCUUGGACGAUGGGUUACUUCUUGUCGAUUAUAGUUAAGAAAGAACAAAUGGCAUUAAUCGGUACAGGAUUUGCACUAGCAUGGUCAUUAGUAUUAAGUGGCAAAAAUCCUGAAUUAGUAGCAGUUAAUUCUUCUGAUACAUACAAAUUCGUAAAAUGGCUUUGGAAAGUUUCUGCUCCAAGAUGGGUAGUUGAGGCUCUUUAUUUAAAAGAAAUUGGUCCAAGAAAGUGGUAUGAAAUACAUAAUGAGCCGUUGAAUUUUACAUACGCUUUUGAACAUUAUGAAGAUUGUUUAAUUAACCUUGGAUUUAUAGCAUAUGGUUGGGCCGUCAUAUCAUUUUGUGCGAUGAAGUUGGUUAAUCGUAAAAAGCUAAAAUAA